UUUCACACUGGUUAAACAUGCAGUGAACGGCUUACACGGGCCGUUUAGAUAAUAUACAAUCUGCAGUAGUUAGUGAAGUUUAAGAUAAGUAUUGCUUCGUGGACCAGUGAUCAACAAAUGUUGAUUUAGAAUUCAGAUGAUGAUGGUGCUAUUUCAAGUUGUCAAGGCAUGGAUCUUAGUCCUGAUCGUAAUUUUCAAAACAGUUCGUGUAAGUUCAAAAAGUGACUUGAGCAGCGACCAAUAUGCCACACACUCCAAAGCACACCUGGAAUAUUUAUCUGUUUCUUUGGAGGAAGAACGGAAGAUUUCUGAAGAUGGCCCACCAAAACUCGAGACGGUUGGAGAGACCCUCGUUGUACCCCAUUACGACAAAUUUGUUAAUCUUGAUUUAAUUUUUAAUUCUAAGGUGUCCCUUAUUUUGGAGGAUGGAGAGCCAGGAACACCUCUGUCUUUUUCAUUGGAGAGAGAGAAGAGUCCGUUUGGACUACCUACUUCUGAGUCACUGUCCCUGUACUCGACCAGUAGUUUCCAUGGCUGGGACUCUCUGAAUGUCACCGUACAUGUGACAGAUGCCUCCCCUUUUGGGUCACCACUAGGGAUAUGGUGGUUCCUCUGUGUGGUAGCUCUGACAACAAUUGCUGUCCUGUACCGUGUGGUUCCUCUGUUUCAGGCGGCAUCUCCAGGUGAGGAUGUGGACUCGGAGGCCAGUUGGACCAGAAUCUUUAAGUGUAUGUGGAGGAUAAAUAGUGAACCCUGCAGACCUCAGACCCAACAUGUAGUGGCUCAGACGGACCAUGAACUCCGGACGACUCAUCCGUAUGUUGAACAAAGUCAGACCACCAUGAGUGAAGCGCAGACAUUCAGGGAGAAGCUGCUUCGUGUUUGGUUUGGCCGCGAUUCCAGUCGAAGACUGCGAUGGCCGUCCCUGCCCGCCCCCGUGAUGGUGUGUGUGGGGGUGACAUUAAUGGCUGCCAUGGUGUGUGCUGUCUCCUCCCUCUCCCACAACUACUACCUCAGAGUACGAGUCCCCUCAGAUACCCACAUACGUAGGAUCCGAUCAUACAGCGAGAACCCGGCCAUUUCUGCUAUCUCUAUCAACAGUAACAGCAUGGCGCUCGUUACCAGAGUUCAUAUAAUGGAUGUAAAAGCCAUGUGUAAGAGCGAUCCGACGAGAUGCGAGACUUAUGCAAUCUGUGACACGCUGCAAGGAAAUCUAAACUGCCGCUGCAAACGAGGCUACUUUGUCAAACACAGGGAGUGUUCAGCUUGCUCAACGUCUUGUCCAGAUGGUUAUUAUAUGACCCACCAGUGCUCCGCUCAUCAGGAUCUCGUCUGCCGAGAGUGUACCCAGUGUCAAGGCACCACCUAUCAGGCGGCUCCCUGCUCCAGCACCCAGGACACCAUCUGUAUAGAUGUGAAUUUCCCAGUGAGUAAUGUCCGAUGGGAUGCCACCAUCAAGGAGCCAAGUAACUCAACCUCCAUCUCCAUCUCCUCCUCCAGCAACGUGUUCAUGGAGGCCCUGAACAAUGUCCGGGACGAGAUGACCAUGCUGUUUCUGAACAGCAACCAGAACCAGAUGGAGUUUCCGUUCAUCCGGAAGUCGGGCAUGGAGAUCAGCAUCAAGGUGUCCCAGACGUUCCUUAUCCCGGAGUACGUAGACCUGGAUCAUGAGGACGAUGCUCCGUUCUUCUUCCGGGAUAUCUUCCUGACUAAAAAUAUGAAGGAUCGGAUGACGUUCUUACAGCGCCGCUACUGCAGGGACAUUGUGCCUGAUCAUUACAAGAUGAUACUGGACAUCAUUCCGGACCAGUUCACCGUGGCCAGCAUGGAUACCUGCAACCCCACAGAAAAUGCCCCCUGCCCCGAGGGUUACAAGGAGGGUGACUCGUACCUUAACAGGAACCUCUACAUCAAGUGUCCCUACUCGGACGGAAAGGCAAGUAAUUUUUCUCAGUUAUUCCAAAACACCAACCUGAUGUACUGUUCUCUCCCAAACACACUUCUGACUGAGACCUUCAAUCUGGAGAAGACAGAAGCCCAACAUCUAAAUUUUCCAUCGGAAGACUGCAAGAAGAGUUUGGAAUUAUGUCAGAAAUGCUUGAACCAGUGUACUCAAACAUCAACAUCUUCAGAGGACGUAGCAUGUUGCCGAGUAGGGUGUUUCAGUAAGUUAGCAUGUAAGAGGGCGUUCAGUGAGACCUGUCCAAAGAGGCCAGUGGAGUGUGCGAGAGGAGAUGUAUACAGGUAUAGCAUCGAGCCCAAUUUCCAAAGUUUAGACAGGAAGUUCAUGUGUCACCUGCAGUACAAAAAGCCAGCCCACCUGUAUAAAGUGAGCUAUACGGUGAAGCUGCCUUCCAUACAGCACAGCUUCAAGACACGCUACUUCUCCCCGGAGGUCACCGAUAGGGGAUACCACCAGAAAGGAGAGGCCGGUCAGGACUUCAUCCGUACAGAGCACGACUCGCAGACAAAAAUCUUCGAGGAGGCGAUCCUCACUGGAACUCAUUUUAUUGAUAACACUCCCAUGAGGUUCGUAGUGCAGCCAUUGAAGACGCCCGAGCAGUUCAAUUCAAGGAAGAACUUCAAGGUCCGCCCGCAGCGGCAGCAAUCGUGGCAGAGUAGUGUGUACUCCACCACCGUGCAGUUCGAGCGGCCGUUUCUGUACAGUUCUGUCACGUGGAAUAAGGAAGGGUGCGACGCCAAGAACUUCUCGAAGAUUUAUCCCCAGCAGCCCCUUCACACCGCGGAGAAGAUAGUGAUAGAUCCGACCGUCUACAAUGUCCACGGGAAAUUUGAAUAUCAAGCCACGCCCCUAGAUAGUGCAGCCCAAAUCAAAGUGGAAAUCAAAGGAGACAAGUCCAUUCUGUCUACGUUUGAGAAGGACAUUGGGCCAACUACAGUGAAUGCCAGUAGUUUUACUGGGAGUCUGGAAUGGCUCCACACCACCAGGAGUUGGAACAUCACCGUCAAUGGUACCCUUCUGAAAUGCCCGGGUUAUUUGACAAUGGACGUCUACGACCAGUUCAUGGAGUCCUAUUUCGGUAAAUACGACAUCUUCGUGAAGUGUCCGGACCCCCAGUUCUCCUUCAGCUUCAUCCUCUCCAGAUCUCGCAGCGACACCCCCAAUGUAUUCGCUGUCUUCAUCAACGACACAACGGCUUCACACAAGAUCCUUCUGACCAUGCUGAUCAACCCGACCCAGAUUCCGGUCAACUCCGAACUCGUCGUCAAGGAACAUGUCAUCAGUCAGUUUCCCUGGAUACCGAUCAUAGUCAUUCUGAUCUUUUCCGGAAUUUUGGUCACGAUUUUUGUGAUCGCUGCAUUCUGCAUUUCCAAAAUUAGAAAAGUGACAACCAAUGAUGUUUUCAAGUACCCAGGUGUGACUUUUCUUAAGGAUGAGGACAGAUCAAAGCAAGAGGAUGGGGCGAGGAUGAUUAAAACUCCAAUUUCCAGGAGUGUUACCUGCUGUCUCGUUACACUGUACGUUGUCUAUGCCUUAAUGUUCACAUUUUCGGUUUUGUUAGGAGUAUUCUAUAUUGUGCAGGGACCCCUAAUAGGGAAUUUAACAAUAGUGUCCAACACAAGUGCUAAGAUACACCAGGCUGUGGAGCUACGAUUUCAUCAGAUGCAGGAGUCCGAGACUUCUGAGAUAUCUCACUUGUACAACCAGACUCGAGAUCGUCUCAGAGCAUGCUCUUUCCACAACUUACAGGAAAUUCAAAGAAUUUCAAAGCAGAUGCAGAAGCAAUUGGAUUUAUAUGUGAAACAUUUUUACCUUCAAAAUAAAACCAUUGAGACCAUUCUUACAAAUACGCUAGAGGAAAAAUCCAAGACUCUUCAAGAAGAGCUGUCAGUUUUCCUCGAGGAAUAUAACAGUACUUUACAGAGUCAGUUCAAGGACGUGCUGUCAAAAUACCAUCAGUUUCUGAGAAGUCUGAUGAGAAACGAUUGGUUGAAAUUCCCGGAGCAGCUUUUCAUUGGUCAGAAGGAUGUGGUGGACAGUGAUCGGGACAGGGACCACCUCCUGGGAUUCAUGGAUUGGCUGGAGAUUAACCAAGUAGAGGAGACACUCCACGUCACUGAGGAAAUCAUGAAAACAUUAUCCUCAUCGCUUCCAAAACUGAAUUCCAACGUCAAAUUAUCUCUGUCAGACGACGAUUUGUUGAUAAACUCGCUCGAGGAUAUGACCAAUCAGCAGACGUCUUACAACUUCCACAUCUUGGAGAACGAGUUGAACUUCCAGCCGUCUGCUCAGCACCAGAACUCCUCCCCCAGUCAGGAGAAGACAAAGUCGCACACGUCCACGGCGUCACUGAUUGAGAAGAUGAGGACCAUCCUGUUUCCAGUGUUCAUCUGUGUAUUCUUGUUCAUGGACUUCCUCCUGUUGUUGUAUCGCUUCACCUGGUUGAAGCAGAUGUUCAGGAAAGCUAAGCGGGGCGUCGAGGAGAAAGUAGCCAUGGACUCCGUGGCUGGCAAGAUCUACUUUAUUCUGACUGGAGUGAGUGCGGAGAAGUGCGAGGGUCCCAGAGAAAGACAUUUUAGCUAUAGCGAUAGUAAAGAUCCCAAUGAAAGAAAGAACGAUCUUCUGCACUAUUUUCAGGGGUCUUCCAAAGGAAAGGAACAGGUCCUGCAGCAGAUAUAUUCUCAAAAGCGUCGUGAUAAACCCAGACCUACUAGUAUUCAUAUUGUGCAGGGAAAAGCUGAGUCCUACGUUCUGCUAAAGGCUAUCGCAGACUUUGUGUAUAAACACCUUAUAUCUCCUUUGUUAUGGAGAAUCGUGCUUGUAGGUGCUUUUAUUUUAAUUAUUUCUCUUGUGACCAUGACAACUAAUGACCUUGUUACCAUAGAGACAGCUACUUUUCUGAUGGAUACCAAGUCCAUUUUACCUCAGCUCCACAGGCAAAUAGAGAUCUCCAAUACUUUGCUGAGUGACUUUGCUGUGUUGAGUAAUGAAAUGCUGGCAGAAUUUCAAAGCAAAACAGUCAUGGAAGUGAAUGAAAUUAACUCCUUAUUAGGGCAUACUGUGCAGAGACAUACCUCUAUUGUUGAGAGCCUUGUGCAGGAAUUGUGUUCUAUAGAAAAUGCAUCACCAUGUCAACACACACAACCAAUGUUGUCACUCCUAGACACCUUACAGGGAUGUAACUUUAUGCCAAUUCAUCCACAAUAUCUCCAAGAGUUUAGAGACGUGACGUUCAUGGAGUACCUCCACACAGAGUUGCUGCCCUUGGUGGUAACUCUUCGGCAGAUCCUGUUCAACACUUGUUACAUCCUGUUCGGGUUCGCCUGCCUCAUGCUCAUCAGUCAGAUCUUCAUGCGACUGAUCAUUUUCUAUCUUCUGAAAACCAAUCGUCUGCCAAAAGUCACCAGGUACCUGGUGUCUAAUGCCAAUGAGUGCUGGAAGGCUAGUCCAAUUGGUCCCCAUUCUAAUUCUAGUUUCUACCGGAGUUACUCGCUGAUCGAGAGCUGUGAGAGUGGAGUUGUGGGGGACAUUGACGACCACUACAGAGAUCCCACUACCCUUCACCCCACCACACAACCUCACAACUAGAUAGGACAUAAAGACUGCCGAAGUCUGCUGAACCAAAAGAAAGGAGGAGGGGGGGGGGGGGGGUGAUCAGCCAUUUUUAAACUUUCACUGCCAUGUGACAUACCUCUAAAAAGACAAGGAUUAGAGACUUGAUUGAUAUCAUGAAUUUUCAAGAAAUUUUGAUGAAUUGUUUUUUUUUUUAUUUAAAGAUUCCAAGACUUUUCUUGGUCUUAAUUCCUGUGCUGCUUUUUGAAAUCAUGAUUAAAUUUGAGCAAAAUAGCUUUGAAUUGCCCAGUAAAAUUAUGCUUCAGCUUGUAUUAUGAAUAACAAAUGGUCUCAGAAGUGUACAAGAAUUUUUAAAAAAAAAAAACCCAGCAUCAAUACAUGAACAUGUUUUUUGGAAUUCUUACAUUUUUUAGGAUGUAUAUUUGAAUAUAUUACAUUCCAUAUGCUCUGCUUACAUCUUGCAUACAUUUGAUACUCAUACUGGAUGGAGAGAGAGAGAGAGAGAGAGAGAGAGAGAGCUAUACAAUCUUGUACAACAUUCAUUGAUGCUUUUAUUGCAUUUAUUCAUUCUUUAAGAAGUCUUUUCAUGAUGUACAUAAAGUUGAUACCUAUGUGAUAAGUAUUUGGUUGUUGUUUUGUAUUUUGUUGCAGAAUGUUGUUAAUAAUACUUUAUGAAUUCGUUUAAAAAAAUAAACGUGUCGUGUUAUAUUGUC
Molecule: messenger RNA, 6249 nt
Organism: Magallana angulata
Lineage: Eukaryota; Metazoa; Mollusca; Bivalvia; Ostreida; Ostreidae
Exons: 21
Coding region: 137-5551 (1804 amino acids)
Molecular function (GO): protein binding
Source: RefSeq, a predicted model, not a curated record